Messenger RNA from Hippocampus zosterae (dwarf seahorse), 1124 nucleotides. It is a transcript of the gene glipr2l, whose product is annotated as GLI pathogenesis-related 2, like. Gene Ontology annotation, cellular component: extracellular region. NCBI's taxonomy places the organism in Eukaryota, Metazoa, Chordata, Actinopteri, Syngnathiformes, Syngnathidae. Bases 308 to 787 code for a protein of 159 amino acids. The transcript is spliced from 5 exons. The record is from RefSeq and is a predicted model, not a curated record.
GUAAUGCAAGACACACUCAAGGCAAAUGUGUGCAACUUGACAAACAGGCACGUGAAGUUAUACACGAUAACAAGUAAGGCUUUUCUACCAGAUAAACUGCCCAGGGCUGGAAUUUGCACACCGGCAGAAUUUCAGGAGGACUGACAUCAGACUGGAAGGCUAUCUCGUCUUGAAACAUGAGGCAUUAGCAGCUGGUUUGGAGUAUUUGUAUUAGAAACAGCUGCAAGGGUGUGCAAGAGCGAGCAACUUUUUUUUCUAAGUAGGAAGCACGUUCGUGAACUGACUGAACAGUUCCUGCCACUGCAAGAUGGGGAAGUCAGCCUCAAAGCAAUUUGCAGAGGAGGUGCUGCAGUGCCAUAACGAGUACAGGAAGAAGCACCAGGCUCCAGCGCUCAAGCUGAGCAGCAAACUGAGCAAAGAGGCUGCCCGUUACGCCGAGAGUUUGGCUAGCACGCGCAUCCUAAAACACAGCGAGCAGUCCAGUCGAGGAAGCUGUGGAGAGAACCUGGCAUGGGCUUCCUAUGACCAAUCAGGAAAGGAUGUGGCCGACCGCUGGUACAAUGAAGUGAAACAGUACAACUUCAACUCUCCUGGAUUCACCUCUGGCACUGGCCAUUUCACAGCAAUGGUGUGGAAGAACAGUACGACGCUGGGUGUCGGUAAGGCCGUCGCAUCGGAUGGUUCCUCCUUUGUGGUUGCCAGAUACUCUCCAGCUGGGAAUAUCACCAACCAAGGACACUUUGAGAACAAUGUCCUCCCUGCUAAAACGGCAGGCUCUCCUUCCUAAAAAUGUAGAGACUCGACUUGUGGAGAAAUGGAACAACCAACUCGCAUUGGACUUAAGGAGAACCAUGUUCUCAUUGGAAAAACUCUUAUAAAUGUUGAAGACAAAGAUGUACUACUGUUUACUAAACACAGGGACUCAGUAUGGUCUGUAGUUGAACCCAAACAAAGUAAUAUUUACCAGCAAUGUCUGUUGAACUUGAUUGACGUCACCGGUUCUGGCAUAGUCAUCGAUUCAACAUGUUUUGUGUUUUUACAUGUUGCCGCUAGAAUUGAGAAUCUUGUGUGUGUCUGUUUUACUCGUAUGUAUUGUAAAAUUAAAAUGUAAAAUAAUUAUUGAA